UAUAAUCUUAAUACACGACUGCUCAAGAACUCAAGAAGCAACGAUAAAGUAUUAUUUGAAUACAAAAUAUAUUAUUUUAUAAGGAAUUUACAAUAAUAAGAAAAUAAAUAAAAAUGUUACAAACGCAACUUAGGAUCGAGUCCAUGUUAUUUCACUAUGAGACAACUUAUCAGGCAGAUUAUCGUCACGGUGAGAUUCGAGAGUAUCCAAAGACCGUAUUUAAGCCUAAGCCUGUAAAGGAACGUACCUUAGCGUACAGGAACGUAAACAACCUUCACACGAUGACGGAGUGGAAGGGAGAUGUUCCAUCUUUCAGCCUGACGCAUGCUCCAAAGGAAAUCGUUAGGACCAACCCGCAUGUUGUUAUGAAACCAUUGGAGGAAAAAGAAGACUUAGAAAGGGAGAUAGCUCAAAAGACUCGUCCCCGGCUGGUCGUGGCACCGGCAGUGAGCAUGGAUGACAUCGCCGACCCGACCGCGCGCAGCAUCCUGUGUACUGACAUGUACACCAGCGAGAUGCGCCGCGGCAUGCGCGAGGCGGUUGCAGCAUUACCACCGCAAGUGAAGGCGCCUUUACCGGAACUUCCUGCGCCUGCUAAUCCGAUCGCUCUACCGAAGCUGCAGCCGCCGUACGUGUCACCAGAGUGGCGCAUGGAGACUGUCUCGUGGGACAACAAACAGUUGCGAGCGCACUGCGAUCCCACCAGAGAGUUCUGGCUCACACGAGACCCCAUGAAGUGCAGAAUAUGCGAUGAGUCAGCUCUAGUUGCCGCGCAUAGAAAGAUGAAACACAUUUUAUUUCUCAAAAUGUCCGCCGAAAAACAUUUUGAAGACAUGCUCUUCAAUUACGAAACAUCGUACAGAACGUAUCACCGCAAUGGUGAAAUUAAGCCAAUCAUAAAAACGGUGUUUAAAGCUAAACCGUCUUGCUAUAGAAUCAGGCCUCCACCUUUGAAGGAUAUUCAUACAUUGGUAGAUUGGAAGGACGCAAGGGUGCCGCCUUUUACCUUGCUACAUAAGCCUAAGGAUAUCGUUCAAACUAAUCCCAGGGAUGUCCAGCAGCCUUAUGAGAAGCCAAUAGACGUAGACUUGGAACACGCAAAGAACACGCGUCCUCGAGUUUUCAUAACACCAGCCUUGAGUUUGGAUGAUGCCCCACCAGAAAAACGCAAACUGCUGGUAGAUGAAAUGUACACCACCACAGCUCGAAGGAGCAGUGCUUUGGCGGCCACGGCGCCCAGCGUGAAAGCUCCCUUGCCUGCCUCGCCGGCUCCUGCUAAUUUGUUCACACUUCCAAAGCUCGUGCCGCCAUAUGUGUCUCCGGAAUGGCGCAUUGAGUCGGCAGCAUGGGACGCGCGACAGCUGCGCGCCUGCUGCGAUGCGACAAGGGAGUUCCACCUCGCCAGGCCUUUGCGAUGUGAUGCCUGUAAGUUCACCGCCGCGCGUGAAGCUCAAAUGAAAUUACAGAAACAAAUGAAAAACAGUUGAAACUUUCAAUCAAUUUUAUUGCAAACAAUAACAUUAUUAACCAUGCAAGAAAUAUGAGAGGAAUAUUGUUUGUUUAGAUUGUUCUUAUAUAUUUAAUUUUGAUAAUAACUUUAAUUUACAAUAAACAAUUUCAAUAUAAUAUUGUUUUUACUGUAAGUACUGGUUGUGUUUAAGUUACAAAAACUGAAUUAAUAUCACGUACGUACGGAAUUUUGUCGUUACUAAAAAUAACUUUCGAACUAGGGAAAGAUUUUUACGAAGAGAUCAAAAUAAUUACUAUUUCAAAAAAGCAUAUAUAAGAAAAUCUAUUAAAAUAACUAACUUGUAUACAGAGCAUUAAGUAUAAUUUCAUAAACAAAGCAAUUUGGAAUUCCAUAGUACUCUUUACGAAUAUGUAUGUAGUUCCUUUAACAUUGAAUCAAAUAUUCUAUAACCAGCAUGCAGUGGUAUUAACUAACUCAUGAUAUAACUGGCUAGACAAAUAGAUAGAUAGAUACAAAGUUCACCCGUCGACUGAACGUCCUUACUGGAUAGCCUUAUUGUUCUUACAUAAUAUUUUUUAACAACAUUUUACAUCAUCAUAUUAUAAUUACUUAGAUAAUUCUUAGAUAACCAAAUGCGAAAAACAAGAGAUAUUAUUGAACAGUAUACCUUAUAUCACAUUGGUUAACUAUUACCUAUGUAUAAUUAUACAUUUCUAAUUCAUUAUUUUUAUAUUUUUAGAAUCAUAAUGUUAUAUAACAUGACUAAUGACUAUAUUACUAUAUUUUGUAACAUAAUAUAACAUUUACGAAAUAAAUGUCUGAGCACCGAAGUAUCGCAAGGCAUAAAUCAUAAUUAAAAGAAAACCUUCCAUUAUAAAGAUAAAAUAAUUCCUUAAUUCUACUCAACUUUAUUAUUACACUUCAUCUUCAAUUGCAGUCUUCAUAGUAUAAUUUUACAUUCCUAAUAAUAAUAAUUCAUAACAAUAAUAUAAUGUACGUUAAUUUCAGCUUAUACUUAUUUAUUAAACCUAGUUUUGCUUAAAAGGCAAAAUAAGAACUCAAUAUUAUAUGUCUCUACACUUACUUUUCAUACUAUUAUAAAAUGCAAAAAUAUUUUUUUUUCAGUACUAGAAUAUCUAAAUAUUUUUAAAUAAAUUUAACUAGAAUCUAACUAGCAACAAGUCUAAUUUCAUUUUGGAAUUACAUAUUUUGGUUACUUAAAAAAAAUUAAUAUGUAAGGCAAUAACUGAACAUUAAGUUGAUCUCAAUGUUAUAUAACAUGCCAAAUAUUACUAUUGUUACAUAUAACAUCUUUUAUAAUAACAAUAUGGUAACAUUUAUAUUGUAAGUAUUGAAUAUUUCUUAUAAUAUUUAAUCGUUAUAAUAAUUGAAUUGCAUGUGACUACAAGAUUUUAUUUGAUUUACAAAAAUGCAUAAUAUCAUACCAAUAUUUAAAACAAAAUUGAAAUAAUUUGAUGAAUUGAUACAUUUUUAUUUAAUUAAAAGAACAGAUUAUUAAAUAUAAUUCUAUAACCCUAAUUUUAUCAUAAUGCUUUUAAACAUUCCUUACAAUAAUUUUAACAAAACG
Messenger RNA from Maniola jurtina (meadow brown), 3059 nucleotides. RefSeq lists its product as uncharacterized. Bases 114 to 1487 code for a protein of 457 amino acids. The transcript has 10 exons. The record is from RefSeq and is a predicted model, not a curated record. NCBI's taxonomy places the organism in Eukaryota, Metazoa, Arthropoda, Insecta, Lepidoptera, Nymphalidae.